AUGAGUGACCGAGAUGCCGGCCCGGCGAUCAGAGCAAGACUUGAGCCGUUGGGUCGAACAGGCCUCAACAUUAUUUAUGCCGAUAGAUCUGAGCCACAAGUCGUUAUCAAAGCCACCGGCUUCUGGCUAGAUGGGGAAAUGUAUGACCAUGCAUCCUUUGCCAAGGGCACAGACACUAGCGCCAUAUUCAAACGCGAAGCUGCUGUCUACGAUGCUUUGGGCGCCCAUCCACACAUCCUCAAAUCAUUUGGAGCUGCAUAUUUCCCUCCUGCUUCGGGCGAAGAAUCUGAGCUCAUGGCCGAUAGCGAAAGAGAGGCCUGGGCCUUGACGCUCGAGAGAGCUCCCCACGGCAACCUACGUCAGCGGAUUCUACAGGGCGAUGCACUACCUAUAGACCAGCGCUUGAGGAUGGCACUACACCUUACGGACACCCUGCAGUAUGUGCAUAGCCGAGGCGUGAUUUGGGGUGAUAUCUCGACGCGGAACAUCCUUCUCUUUGACGGCCACCACAUCAAACUCAGCGACUUUGCUGGCUCCAGUCUACGCGGUGUAUAUCCAGACCUGCUCUUUGCUUGUGAGCCUCGCUACUGGAUCCCUACAACAGACCCCCCAAGCCCAGAGAGAAGCGCGUUCGAGAAGGAAUUGUUUGCACUUGGCACUGGUAUCUGUGAGAUUACUGAAUGGGAGGUACCAUAUGGCGAGAUUGAGAUCGAGGAGUUGCAGGAGAAGUUAAUGCGUGGAGAGUACCCCCAUGUAAGCGAGGACAAUCCCGCGCGAUAUGUCAUCCAGGGGCUUUGGAAUCUGGACUACACAUCUGUUCAAGAGGUUGCCGAUGCGCUUCGCAGACUUACAGCUACUGCAUAG
Molecule: messenger RNA, 864 nt
Organism: Fusarium mangiferae
Lineage: Eukaryota; Fungi; Ascomycota; Sordariomycetes; Hypocreales; Nectriaceae
Exons: 1
Coding region: 1-864 (287 amino acids)
Biological process (GO): protein phosphorylation
Molecular function (GO): protein kinase activity; ATP binding
Source: RefSeq, a predicted model, not a curated record